AUGUUUGCGUGGAUUGUGCUCCUUACGAUAUUUCAAAACGAAAAUGCAAAUGAAAUAUAUAUUUCUAAAAUAAUUGAAUUCGAAGAAGCUGAGAAAAGCCAUCUCAAUGAUGAAUCACUGAUAGAGUGCGUCGUGGAUCUUACCCAAAUUACAAUUAUCUUUUCACCAACCAUACUGAUUCUUGAAUCAGAUACUGAUGACAAUUAUUAUGAUAUAUUUUUUAAGAAAAUGAUUGAGACUUUUGCCAAAAGAGACAUUCCUAUUACAAUACAGGAUAAAGGCAAUCACGACGUGAACCAAACACUUGACGUUUACGUCGGCAACGUUAUUGUUAUUGUACAUUUCGAAAAUAGUCAAACGCUUUUUGACUUUGAAAUAUAUCGUACAGACAAAAGAGUUAAAUAUCUUGUAAUUAUUUCUGAACUAAUAGAUGAUUUGAAAUUACAAGCUUUUGUACGACGAUACAUGGAUCGUGAUAUAACUUUUAUCAUACCGGAUCCGAAAGCUGAUAAAUAUUAUGUUAUUACUUUCCCACCGACGAUGAAUGAAAAAACGUGUGAACCUGUGGAGAAAUUUGAACCAAAUAUAAUAAAUAUCUGUCUUAACGGCACCUUAGAAACGGAUGUUAUUUUCCCUGAAUUGAUUAAAGCGAAUUUCAGAAAUUGUACGCUCAGAGUGGGCAUGGCUACAGUGUUUCCGUUUUCGAAGAUUCCAAAUGAGCAUAAAUUGAAAAAUUACGAAUUGAUACCCCAAAUUGAGGGUAGUGACGUGGAAAUUAUUAAAAUAAUCGCUGAUUACUUCAACGCGUCAAUAAUUUGGCAUUAUUUAGACAGUACUGACAGUAGUUCUGAUUUACCAAAUUUUUUUUUAAAUGGAAGCUUGGACUUGUCCGCUGGUGGGCUGUACAGAAUCUAUGGCGAUCGCGUGUCUUACUCUGGAAUAUAUGCAAUGCAAGCUGUGAUCUGGAUUUAUGCCGCCCAUAGGCCUGGCCGUUCUUGGGUCAAUUUAGUACACAAAUUGAACGAAAUAUACUUUUUUGACAUCUUUUAUUUAUUGUACUCAAUUACAUCAUAUUGUUUUCGCAAAUACGACAAUGAGAAAUGCUUUUUUAGAGACAUCAUAUUGUACAGCUGGGGUGCACUUGUGGGGACAUCGUCUUUGCCAGAACCUAAGUCUUUCAAACAUAAGAUGUUAGAUGUAUUCUAUUUGAUACUAUGUAUGUUUGUGUCAUCUUAUAUGAACAUUCAAUUGGUUAGUUUCUUAACAAUUGAUGGACCUUCGAUCUCUUUUAAAACCAAUGAAGACGUUAUAAACUCCGGUCGUAUUCCUUAUUUGCAUCCAAUAAAGAAGUACUUUAUACAGGAGAGUAAAUAUUUAGCUUUUGCUAACACGUCGAAGGAUUGCGGUGAUUUCUUUGAUUGCAGCGUCAAGGUACUUGAAAGCGACGGUGUGACCGUGAUAUUAGAUGAAUACUUUUACCUCUUGCAAGCAUCUACGGCCGUCAAGGAUGAAGCUAAGAUACUAAGAGCUACGCACAGGAUAAUUACUGUAUAUCAAGAAAUCUUGGUCAAGAAAGACAGUUUGAUUGUGACGGGGUCCCAAAAAGUUCUCGAGAGAUUAUUUGAAGCUGGUAUUUGCAACCAUCUUUUUAGACAAGCUAUUGGUAUAACCGUGGUGGCGAAGGCUAACAGUGCCAAUCAAGUAGCGCUCAGUAACAGCUAUAGUUGUCUUUCGGGCUGCGCCAUUACUCUUUCGCAAGUUGGGGGAUUGUUUUACUUUUGGGCCUUCGGGUGCGUCCUGUCUGUGAGUGCCUUUUUGAUAGAGAUAAUGUGGAAAAGGCAAACGCGUUCGGUCUGAAUUUCAUUUUAAUUACGUG
This is a messenger RNA of Cydia strobilella, 1876 nucleotides long. RefSeq lists its product as uncharacterized. The record is from RefSeq and is a predicted model, not a curated record. Lineage: Eukaryota; Metazoa; Arthropoda; Insecta; Lepidoptera; Tortricidae. The transcript has a single exon. Bases 1 to 1857 code for a protein of 618 amino acids.